Molecule: messenger RNA, 714 nt
Organism: Mytilus californianus (California mussel)
Lineage: Eukaryota; Metazoa; Mollusca; Bivalvia; Mytilida; Mytilidae
Exons: 3
Coding region: 1-714 (237 amino acids)
Source: RefSeq, a predicted model, not a curated record
AUGAAUUCUACUUUGGUUUUUCUGAUGUCAUACAACGACUCCUUAAAUGAAAGCCAAAUAUUCGAUAACCAAUCAGCCAGGAGCCGAGACAUAGCUGACUUGGUGAUAAACAAUUACAUUGGACCAAUCUUGUGUGUGUUUGGAAUAUGUGGAAAUAUUUUGAAUCUUAUUAUUUUAUUCAAAGGAAAUUUAAACGAGUCUCCUUAUCUGUAUCUCAAAAUACUAGCGAUGACUGACAUGUGCGCGCUGCUGUUGUCAUUUAUUCACAUGUCAAUAUCGGGGAAAACUACAUCACACGACUGGCAAGUGUUUAAUGCAUAUAUAUUCUUUCCACUUGUUAAUUUCUUUAUGGCGGCAAAAAACAAUAUGUACGCAAUGAAAAAAACAACCUUCCGAUCGCAGUCUGUGUAUUAUCAGAUUUAUGAUUUUACAUGUAUUGCUCUUUUUCAUGUUUCGCCAUUGUUGAUAUUGAUGUUCUGCAAUGCGUAUUUGAUAUGUGCUGUUCAUAACGCAAGGUCAGUUCGUCAAGAACUUGAGAUCAGAAAUAAUAAAGAAAAAGAUUGGCAAAAAGAUCAACGUAGAUUUACUAUUACACUUAUAAGUAUUGUUUUACUGUCGAUAAUAGCCAUUUUGCCGUCAACAGUUGGUGAUUUUGCACAAUACUUUCAGAUAUCCAAUGAAAAUUACAGGAAACUACGUUUGUCUGAAUAUUAA